Messenger RNA from Bombus terrestris (buff-tailed bumblebee), 2127 nucleotides. RefSeq names its product lethal(2)neighbour of Tid protein (gene Alg3). The record is from RefSeq and is a predicted model, not a curated record. The transcript has a single exon. The coding region runs from base 61 to 1371 and encodes 436 amino acids. Gene Ontology annotation, molecular function: dol-P-Man:Man(5)GlcNAc(2)-PP-Dol alpha-1,3-mannosyltransferase activity. NCBI's taxonomy places the organism in Eukaryota, Metazoa, Arthropoda, Insecta, Hymenoptera, Apidae. Gene Ontology annotation, cellular component: endoplasmic reticulum.
AAAAUUCGCAUACAGAGAAGCGAACUUAAAAGAACACGUGUGCUACUUACUUGCAACAAUAUGGCACCGCGCAGAGAAUUUCGAUCUAACCUCAAUUUAAUAAAACUAUCGAAGAAAAAUACCAAGAAUUGGUAUGAAAAUUACUUAGAAUGGGGAAAAUUAAGUUCCUUAUUCACAGAUCCAAGAAAAUUGUAUUUAAUUGGAGGACUGUUUAUCAUUUUGGAAAUCAUUCUGAAUAUAUUGAUUAUCGAAAGAAUACCAUAUACAGAAAUCGACUGGAAAGCAUAUAUGCAAGAAGUCGAGGGCUUUUUGAAUGGAACGUUGGAUUAUUCGAAAUUGAAAGGUGACACUGGACCAUUAGUCUACCCUGCAGGAUUUGUUUAUAUAUUUUCUAUAUUGUACUUCAUUACGGAACAUGGAACAAAGAUAAAAAUAGCACAGUAUUUCUUUGCCGUUCUUUAUAUUGUGCUACUCACAUUAGUUUUUCGAAUUUAUACGAAAACUAAAAAAGUUCCUCCGUAUGUUUUGAUCAUUAUGUGUUGUACAUCUUAUAGAGUUCAUUCUAUAUUUACCUUAAGACUUUUUAAUGAUCCAGUUGCAAUGGUGUUGUUAUUUGCUAGUCUGAAUGCAUUUCUAGAUGACAAAUGGUAUUUAGGCAGUAUUUUUUAUAGUAUGGCUGUGUCUGUAAAAAUGAAUAUUUUGCUAUUUGCACCAGCACUUCUCAUAGCUUACAUAUGUAAUUUAGGAAUAUUCAAGACAAUAAUACACUUACUUAUAUGUGCCUUAAUUCAGUUAGUAUUAGGUCUUCCUUUUCUACUUAAUAAUCCAUUUGCAUAUAUAAAAGGUGCCUUUAAUCUUGGAAGGGUUUUUGAGUUUAAAUGGACAGUAAAUUGGAGGUUUCUACCAGAACAUAUUUUUGUCCAUUCAUAUUUUCAUGUAUCAUUGUUAGUGUUGCAUAUAUUAACUUUAAUUUAUUGUGCAUCAAGAUGGAUAAAAUAUAUGAAGUCAUAUGCAAAAUUAAAGUAUAUAGAAAAAAGCUUGAAACCUCAACUAAAAAAGAAAGAGAAAAUAGAUAUGUCUACGAUGAGUCAAUUAUUUAUUUUUCCAAUGUUUGCUGCAAAUUUUAUUGGUGUGAUUUUUAGUAGAUCAUUGCAUUAUCAAUUUUACAUAUGGUAUUAUCAUACAUUGCCCUAUAUUGCAUGGUGUACAGACUAUAAGACUGUAAUAAAAUUAACAAUUUUGGGCAUAAUAGAAUUAUGCUGGAACACUUAUCCAAGCACCGUGUUUAGCAGCAUUUCAUUACAUAUAUGCCAUUUGAUGUUGUUAUUUAGCUUUAUGAAACAUAAAUCUAAAACUGAGAAAGGAAAAUAAAUAAUAAAUAAUUUUUGUAUAAUAUAUAUGUCUACUUUUCCCUUUUUACCUUCCUGUGUAUUUAUUUCAUUUUAGAUUUGAUUAGAUAUAUCAGUUUGUAAGAAAUAGCCAUAUCCAUAAUAUUUAAAGAAUUACUUUUGUUUUUGUUUUUUUGGUAAAAAUAUGAUUUUAAUAUUAUAUUUUAAAUAAAAUUAAAUUCUCGUACAAAAUAUACAAAUAUUGUAAUUGUUAAUUUCAAAAAUAUAAAUAUACAUAUCUAUAAGUAAAAAUACUAAAAACAUGACUUAAUAAUUAUACUUCUUUAUACUUGACACAUUAUUAAAAUUAAUUACAAAUAUUCAGAUUUCUAUAGUCAAAGCAUUUAUCUCGCAGUACUUUGUUGUUUAUUUCGUAUUUAAAUGUUACAUUGAAAAAGAACAUUCUAAUUUUAUUCAAUAGAAACUUCUCAUUUUGACUGAACAACAGAGACAUGAGUUCUUUGACAGAGCAAAGUACUGUUCAGUAACAAAUAGUAAUAUUCCUCCAUACCUUUGUAUGUACAAUUAAUUUAUCAAGAUAUUAAAUUUAUCUACAAACUUUAAAGAAAUAUAAAUCAUAUUCUUACUUUCAUGGAUAUGUCUACAUGUAUCAUAUAUUAUAUAAAAUAAAUGAUAUUUAACCUAUUGCAUGAAAGAAAUUUCUGAAAUAAAUCUAAAUCUUAUAAAUUAUAUGUUGAUUUAAAAGAUAUUAAAAGUAGAACAGCUAUGAAUUCGACAG